Molecule: messenger RNA, 2813 nt
Organism: Wasmannia auropunctata (little fire ant)
Lineage: Eukaryota; Metazoa; Arthropoda; Insecta; Hymenoptera; Formicidae
Exons: 3
Coding region: 273-656 (127 amino acids)
Source: RefSeq, a predicted model, not a curated record
UGAUGAUAAUGAUGACGAUGAUGAUGAUGAUAAUGACAACGACGAAGAUAAAGAAGAUAAUAAAAAAUUGAACAAAGCUCUGAAGAAAAUCCUGGACAAAGGUAAAGGUCCAACCACAACCCAGGAGGCCGAAGAGGAGCUCACGUGAGAUCGAAGUGUGACGGGCUUUGGUGUUGCGCGAAAGACAGAAACUAUACGAAUGAUAUUCUAAAAGCAGUAGAGAAAUAUAUACCAAUAGAUCGAUUGGUAUUGACCAUAACAACGUAAUUUAGAUGAAACUUGGCUGUUCACUCACUAUUCACGGCGACGGCUGUUUCUACAUCGGGAUGGGAGGUAAAAGCGCGAAACCCAAGAUUCCCUCCUAUGAGCCCUACCAGUGCUGUCCCACCAAGCUCGCCCACGGCACCAAGGUCGCCAAGGUCACCAAAAUCAGCCCGAUUACCAAGGACAAGAGCAAAUUUCAAGGUACAGGCAAAACGGAUAAGCCAUUACUGCCGGCUUUGAAACCGAUAAACAAGCUCACGGCCAAGGACAGCAAAAAAACAGCGACGAUAUCAUCGAAAGUCGACCACGACGCGAAGGAAUCCAAGUCCAAGGCCAAAAGGGGAUUUUUCGGAAGCGUUGUGGCUGGAUUACCGUAUCUCAUGAAGGUCUAAAUGGCCGACACGCACAACGGCGUCUGGACGCGCGAGGUCGGGCUGUGAACACGGCGAUUAGGAUGAAUGAAGAAAGAGCUGACUCGCAGGACGAUGGUCGAACGAAGGAAAAAUUUCGCGCGACAGAAAAAUCCGCGCAAUGACGAAAGAAGCCAGGUGCUCUAUGCUAUCGUGUGCUAACAAGCGAGAUAAGUGUCGCUGUUGAGCGAGUAAAGAUUUCAUGUUUCUUAAAGGAACGAAAAAAUGUCUCUCGUUUACCAUUUAACACAUUGUUGUCGUCGUCUUAUCAAUUAUCAGCAAUAUUAUUCCAUCAUCAUGUUUUGACGUCAAAUUCUCGUUAUUAUUGUGUUAUCAUCGUCAGCGUCAUCGUCAUCAGUGCCCACAAUGUCAUUUUCAUCGCUAGAUAGUCAUCAACGACGUCGUCAUCUUUCUUCUCGAUGUGUUCCGUGUGUCAUGCGCAGAGAAAAAAUUAACAAACAUCCGCGAGCGAUUUUAACGUUUGUGUUAAUGUUACGUAUGUAAGGAGCCUAGAUAUAAACGCAUCCUACGAUCGAUAAAGGGAACGUUAUAGAGAAAUAAUUCGCAUCGGCUGUGCGUAUACGAUAAUUGAAGAUAUAUUCGAGAAGAGGAAUAUUCGAUAUAGGUAGUAGAUGUCGAUCAACCCGGUGUCUGCCGAUGGUUACGCGAUAAACAGAAUUAUUCUCGAAACGUAUGCAUUUCUUGUAUAGAAUCUUGAUCCUUAACAACCGACCGUCGUCUAACGCUGAAUAUUGUUUAUCGGUUUUUGUUUUACUUGUUAACCCGUUAACGUCACGAAGAGCGAUACCGCCGAUUUGUUGCAUUUCAUCGAUGACAUUCGCACGCAGUAAUAGGUAGGACUUUGUAGAAUAGGGAAAAGGAGGUUGUAUAAACAGUACGCUGUUGCCGAGACUAUCGAUAGUGUUCUACCUAGACAAUGCGGUACACGCUCUAGCGUUUAAUUUAACAUGAGAGAGAGAUUAAUCGUUUGUAACUAAAACCUUUCAUUCUAGAGCCUCCGUUUUAUCGACCUCUGUAUGCUUUCUCUUCUAUCCCAAUAAAACCUACUGAUCCUCGGGAGCUAACUUUCCUCUUCGACAUAUUAUAUUUAUAAGACUCAAAGAGAUCUCAAGAAUGAAAUGGCGCUCAGGCCCAGAGUUAGCGCGAAGCUACGAACGAAUGUCUUGCCUAUGGUUUUAUUUAUAAUGAGAUUUCUUAAUAAUACAGAGUUCCUACAGUGUGUUUAUGUCAGUCUUCUGUUUUAAAACGGGAUUUAUGUUUUAAACGGCUUUCCGUUCUAAAUGGCGAGUCGCAGAUUUCUGACGCGCUAUUAUGAAUUACUAUCAUUACACAAAUUUGAUGAUGUCAAUUGAAAAAAUUAUGAGAGUGUCAAAAUAUUCGACAAUAUUUUAUUACUAAAAUUGUCAUCAAUAUCGCAAUCUCAUCCUUGAAAUUUCGGAACUUUCCGAAUUAAAAUAACGAAAAAAGAAUGCAUCAUACAUACAAAUAAGAAUUUACAAAUUACAAAUAUAAUUGUAUGUAUCGUGUGUAAAAUAUUACUUUUAAUCCCGACAUGAAUAUGUUCUGCUCUUCCUUUGCGAUACGUUGAAAUUCGACACGUGUCUUGUUACAUCCGUAUCUUGUUACAUCUCUAAUGUCUUAUCUUAGCUUCAUGCUGGUUGCAUGAACCAAUACAAAACGAAGAACCGCGAUUAAAUCGCGUUAAAAGAACUAUGAUAUUAAGACACCUAUUUAUUUAUUUAUUUAUUUAUUUGUAAAUAAAAUACUUCUUGUCUUAUGUGUUCGCUGUUUUGUCGCUCAAUGUCCGAUAAUCUGCGCAAGAUAUAAACACGUUAUCACGUAAUUGUCAAAUUACAGGCGAGAUUCGCGUAAUAAUAUUGUAUCGCGAUCUAAGAGCGUAAAGUCAAUCAUUUUAGGUAUUUUAGAAGAAUUCGUCGCGUCAUCAACGAACGAAGCUUUCUGUCGCACUGUAUCUGUGAUCACAAUUAUCAGACGUCAUGAAUUAUUGCUCGUGAACGUUGCGUGCGAGCCAAUAAGUCCUUGUUAUUCGCAUAAGAGCAGCAUGUACGAUAAUAAAAAAAGUCAAUUAUACGAUAACAAUAAAUACAUUUCCUAAUA